AUGGAACUGGUUGUACCUGGAGCUAUCCCGCCCCCCGGGGCUGAGCAGCUCCUGGCGCAAAUCAAACUAGAAGAAAAGAUCCGCGAUGGAGCGGAAAAUAUGCUGUUGGAGCUUGAGGUGGACUCGGGCCGGGGCAAAUCGUCCAAAGUGUCGCGCGAGCACCAAAAGCAAAUUGUUGCCGAGCUUGAACAAUCAACGGCAAAAAUCGAUGAUCUCAGAACAAAACUCAAAGAUAUGGGCUAUCUGGAACAAGACGGAGCUAUGGAGCUGGUCUUGGACGAGAGUCGUAGAGGGUCCUCAGCAGGGAUUGCCCUGAGCAGCAGUCGAUCGCGAGUUGCUCUGCCGCUCCCUGAUGAGAGUCCAGAGCGCUAUUUCAGCAAUCUUUUUGACCAAUUGGACCCCAAAGCUAGUUUCAAUGCGAAUCUUGUAAUCACAAACCAUCUGGCGCACGUUCUCUCUGCGUUCCCAGUGCUCAAGUCCGAGUUCUCACUGCUAAACAUUUCGGAAAAGGUCAGAGAGUUUUUAUUGACAAACGACACCAAAAUGAUUGCGUUGGCGUAUCGGAUCUGCUCGUUGGUUAUAACGCACCAUUCUCCGCUGGUUGCCUUGCGUCGUUUAAAUCUGGAGCACUUGUUGGUUAUCACACUAGCCAAGCCGGACGAGCUCCAAACCCAACACGAACGGAUUCAGGCCAUUCUGCUGAUUCGGGCAUGUAUUACCACCCCAAACGGUAUGGCAGAGAUGCCGGUUGGACUCAUAAGAGCUCUAGUGGCCGUUGCCGAAACCAGCUCGGAUAAACUCUGUGGCAUCGCUACAGAGACGUUGGCCGAAAUGGUCCUUAUGGAUCCAGUCAAGCUGCAAACUGCCGGUGCGAUACGGGUUAUGGUCAAAGUCUUACUGGAGGGACCAUUGGAGACUGCUGUAGUAAUUGCGCAGGUUUUCAAUCGCUUAUUGGAUAGCCCGGAAUCUCGGGCCUGCUUGCGCGACGGCAAAGUUCUCGACGGCAUUGUUACGGUUUUUACAGAUAUCCAGCUCGGAGCCAACCCACCGCUAGAACGAUUCAAGCCUGCAGCAGCAGUCAUUGUUGCAUUUUUGCGCUGCUGGUCGGGCCUACAUUCCGUCAAUGUCAAGAACCUCGUCGAUUGUUUGAUCAUUCCGGUGAGCACACUACAGUUUUCGCUUUUGGGCAUUUUCCAAAACUUGUUAGAGUACAAGCCCAACUCUAUUAUCAACCAAUAUACAGCCUACCUGCUGAAGCAGGUUCUUGAUGCUGGCCUGCUGGAUAAACUUGCUCGUAUACAGAUCAAGCCCCACUCUUCCGAUUUCAUGAACAGCCUGCUUCACGAGAAUGCCAACCGGAGUAAAGAACCAAUUGAAAAACAGACGAAAGCUCACAUCAUGAAAUCUACCCUUGAAGCGGUAGAAAAGGCUCGGAUGGUUAUGGCUGUUGCGAACCAAGCUCGAGAACUGACCGCUACAAUUUACCAGUUAAUUGGCCACAUUAUGCCCAACUCACUCCGCGAUCAGUAUCUGCAAAUCCCGCCUUCAAUGGCUGGAGCCCUCAACCGCGUCCCCCAGUCUCGUAUCGCUGCUAUUCCUAUUUAUGGUAUUGACAGCUCUCUCAAACGAUCCAUUGGAGGGGCAAGGCCAUUGGAGGCAUCACCCUCGGACACUUAUAUCAAGAUCGGCAGUCAAAUUGAUGACGCUACGUUCAAGCAGAUGCUCAACAGCACACAUGUGCUGGACACUAAGAUUUUCACCCGGUGGAAUUGGGACACGCUUCUUGAAGUAAUCCAGGGUCCCUUGAGAAACCCUCGCCGGGUUGAGGAGUUGAUUAAAAACUCCAAAUUUUUGAAACGUAUCACAAACUUUUACCGCCCUUUCAAGCACAGGUUUGCUGAUAUCAAAGUCACGGCUGCGGCCAACGACAAGUACGUUCGGGUUGCCAAAGAGCUUAUUUUGGCGCUACUUGAUACACCAGAAGGAGCACGGUUUCUCGCUCACAACAACAAGGUCCUACGGCAAAUCGCUGAGUGCAUUUGCCAGCUGGAGCCGCUUUCGGGCAUCACCUCUAGCGAGCCGAUGUUUUCAAGAGAACGCCUUCGCAAGACCCUGGCAUAUGGCUAUUUUACAAUCCUGGGUGCGUUGAGUAAGUCGCGCUGCGGGCAGGCGAUCCUCAGCGAGCUUCGUAUAUUCAAUAUGAUGCACCAGAUCUGCGAAACAGACAGGGAUGAUGUCAUGAGGCUAUUUUUGACGGCAAUGGAUUACUCGUUCAAUGGGCACCCCAGAAUCAUUUUGUCAAAGGCGUUGACCGCGGGCAACAAGUCUGUUCGUCUCUUUGCAACCCAGCUGCUGGGCAGUCUUGUGGACAAAGUGGACACCCCGUGGCUGGUUGAUUUACUGGUUACACAGCUUUACGACGUAGACCUUGCCGUGUGCCAAGUUGCCGUGACGGUGCUGAUGAGUGCUUGUCACAACCAAGCUGUUCUGGACGAGUUCAUCAAGCUCAAGCCAAGUAUCAUCCAUCUCGGGAAUAUUGGCAACCCACUUUACAUGCUGUUUUUAUCACGAACGUCAGGGUUCCAGCAUUUAGAAACUUUCGACUAUAUCAAGAGCGAAAUGGAUGCGUGGGUCCACGGCCAGAACGAAACGUUUGUCCAGCUGAUGGAGAACUAUCUCGAGCCUGCUCCACCCCAAACACCACUAGCCGUUUUGAAUGCUCACCAAUUCUGUGCAGGUGCCGCUGGUCCUCCUAGGCACUUUUUUGGUGAGCUGGUCAGCACCGAGCAGGGCUGUCGCUUGCUGAGAUCUACCGGCUAUGUGGAUGAGUUUGCCCGGUACAUUUCCUGCCAUUGGCAGGAUACAUCACCCGAGGCUGUUUUGAAAAUGAAGAGCCACAUGUGGGCCCUUGGCCAUAUUGCUUGUCGACCACUUGGUGCAGAGUUUAUUACCCUCAACAUGGUCCGUGAUAUCUGUCGCUUGUUUGACCGCUCGCCAGUCUAUAGUGUGAGCGGAACUGCCUUUUACUGCCUGGGCAUGGUUUCAUCCUCUUUUGAAGGCGCCGAACUGUUGAUCCAAUGCGGUUGGGCAGCUACUGUCGGCGUGCAUGGAGACCAUCGGGGCAUUGCGCUAGUAACGGACAAAGAGGCACUUGAUAGGGAAAUCGGCAUGUGCGAGUCACCUGCGCCGUCACCCAACCCGCCUUCGCCACAGGACACGUUUGAUUUUGAAUCGGAGCCGCUGACGCCAACAAAACGCCAGCCGUUGCAGCGGAACCCGCCGUCGUCGUCGACGCUCAGCGACCUCUACGAGUUCCCCAAGAAAGACGACCCUACUGUGCAACUUAUCAUGACUGCGAUCUCGGAUCUCAGCAACCAUAUCAUGGCUAAUGACGCAUCCAAGCAGCUGAUCUCGCUGCGCAAGACUCAUAGCCAUCUGUUCUGGAACCUCGAUGUGUUCAAGAGCGUGCUCGAGCUUUUGGCCAAAUUGCACUUCAAGCAGGUGGUUCGCCGGUUCAUCAUGGACUUGUUUGACAUGAACCAGAUCUUCGAGAGACUCGUCCGCAAACGCUCCAGGCAUUUAUUCUAG
This is a messenger RNA of Wickerhamiella sorbophila, 3588 nucleotides long. Its product is annotated as Target of rapamycin complex 2 subunit ste20. The record is from RefSeq and is a predicted model, not a curated record. Gene Ontology annotation, biological process: TORC2 signaling. Gene Ontology annotation, cellular component: TORC2 complex. The coding region runs from base 1 to 3588 and encodes 1195 amino acids. Lineage: Eukaryota; Fungi; Ascomycota; Dipodascomycetes; Dipodascales; Trichomonascaceae. The transcript has a single exon.